GGACCGGGCCGUUUCCCGGCGGCGAGUCGGGCUGGAAACCUAGGACUGCCCUCGCCGCCGCCGACAUGGAGACGUUGUACCGAGUCCCGUUCUUAGUGCUGGAAUGCCCCAACCUGAAGCUGAAGAAGCCGCCCUGGGUGCACAUGCCCUCGGCCAUGACGGUGUACGCCCUGGUGGUGGUGUCUUACUUCCUCAUCACCGGAGGAAUAAUUUAUGAUGUUAUUGUUGAACCUCCAAGUGUUGGCUCUAUGACUGAUGAACAUGGGCAUCAGCGACCAGUAGCUUUCUUGGCCUACAGAGUAAAUGGACAAUAUAUUAUGGAAGGACUUGCAUCCAGCUUCCUGUUUACAAUGGGAGGUUUAGGUUUCAUAAUCCUAGACCGAUCCAAUGCUCCAAACAUUCCGAAACUCAAUAGAUUUCUUCUUCUAUUCAUUGGAUUCGUCUGUGUCCUAUUGAGUUUUUUCAUGGCUAGAGUAUUCAUGAGAAUGAAACUGCCGGGCUAUCUGAUGGGCUAGCGUGCCUGUUGAGAAGAACUCUGGAUACUAGAUUUGUUCCAGUUAAUGAAGUUUUGAAGGCUGCACCAAACCUCUGAUACGCAACAUGGGAAGAAAAGGACGGGAGCAGCAGAGAAGAAGCCCGAGGGGAACAUAGGGAGCAUAUUGAAGCUUGGACUAGAAUGUCGUCUUGGUAUAAGAGACAAGCUUAGCCCAGUGUUUUUUCCUGCUGACCUUCACUGACAUACCAAUGAUGUUAAGUGGCAUUUUCUUCUCUGUUUUUAAUUUCUUAAAAUAUACUCCAUUUCUAUACCUAUAAUAUUGAAUAGAGUGAUUAUUUUUACAACCCUCUUAGCAUUUUUUUGGAGAUGACAUUUCUGACUUUCAGAAAUGAGUGUAAAAUCAGAAAGCAGGAUCCCAUAAGCUGAGACCUCUGGACAGCUGAUCAGCUUUACUAAACUGUGGUGCUUUGCCCUUAAGCAGAGUGUGUGAUAGCACAUUACUUAAGAUAUGCAUGUGAGACUGUUUCCUGAACACUAAGGUGUAUGAAAGGAGCAGAAAUAAAGAAGUUUUCUAAUUAAUACCUUU
Molecule: messenger RNA, 1082 nt
Organism: Miniopterus natalensis
Lineage: Eukaryota; Metazoa; Chordata; Mammalia; Chiroptera; Miniopteridae
Gene: OSTC
Product: oligosaccharyltransferase complex non-catalytic subunit
Cellular component (GO): oligosaccharyltransferase complex
Source: RefSeq, a predicted model, not a curated record